UUAACUUGUUUUUAAAAGGAAGAAAGUGAAAUUUGAGUUGUCUUGAUUGUUAAUUUAUUUUAAUUUUAAUAUUAUUGUUUUAUUCCCUAUCAAAAUGGUUAAACUUGAUGCUAACAUGUUGAAAUAUUUGGAAAGUGAUGAUUUCCGGGUUAUCACUGCAGUGGAAAUGGGAAUGAAAAAUCAUCAACUGGUUCCUGGAUCAUUGAUAAGUUCAAUUGCUGGUCUACGUGGUGGUGGAACAUCUAAAAUUUUGAACAAUUUAACUAAAAAUAAAUUGUUAGUCUAUGAACGAGGUAAAAAAUAUGAUGGAUAUCGAUUGAAUUUCCAUGGUUAUGAUAGUCUUGCCCUAAAUGUUUUGUCUCGACGUGGAGUUGUCAGUCAUCUUGGUAAUCAAAUAGGUGUUGGAAAAGAGUCGGAUGUUUAUAUUGUUGGCAAUGAAGAAGGAGAAAGAUUUGCUAUGAAACUGCAUAGACUUGGUCGUACAUCUUUCAGAAAAGUUCAUGAUAAAAGAGACUAUCAUCAUCAUGGCAAAGUCAACAAUUGGAUCUACAUGUCCAGGCUUUCAGCUGCCAGAGAAUUUUCAUUUCUCAAGGCUCUCCAUGAAAGAGGAUUCCCAGUUCCCAAGCCGAUUGAUAUUAAUCGCCAUUGUAUUGUCAUGGAGCUUAUUAAUGGAACUUUGUUGAAUCAUGUGGCCGAGCUUGAAGACAAAGCUACUAUUUAUGACAGCCUAAUGAAUUUGUUGCUUUCUCUUGCUAAUGAUUAUGGUGUUGUUCAUGGUGAUUUCAAUGAAUUUAAUAUCAUGAUUGACAAUGAAAACUUAACACCUAUUCUAAUUGACUUUCCACAAAUGAUUAGUACUAACCAUAAAAUGGCAAGGGAAUAUUUCCAACGAGAUGUUGAAUGUGUUGUUAACAUUUUCAAAAGAAAAUAUCAUUUUGAAAGUGAAGAUAUUCCAAAUUUUGAUCGUGAUGUGAUCAUCGAUGAAAAAGAAGAAGGAAUAAUCGGAAAUUUAUCAACAGAAGCCAAUGAAUUUGAACCAGUUAUAAACAAUGAUCUUAGUGAUUUAGAUGACAAUUCCGUUUUACCAGGAACUUCAGAAUCAAUCUCCAAUGAAGAGAAUCCACUCAAUAUUGCUGGUUCAAAAGUUGGAACUUAUUCAGUCGCUGGAAGUACUUUUACCACCGAGAUGAUUAAAACAAAGUUGCAGAAUGAGUUCGCAAGUCGUUCAAGACGAGAGGAAUUAAAGAAAGCGUCCAAAAGUAUCAAGGGAGAGGAUUCAAGAGUUCGAAGACAAAGACGUGAUAAUGAUGCAAGAAUCAGAGAUGACAAAGCUUUAGGUAAUUCUGAUUGGUUUGUUAAUCAGUAUAAAUAAUGAAAGUUGUUCAUCAAUAUAUUGAUUGAUUGUCCAAAUAAAAUUGUAAAUGAAUUCUGUAAAACAA
Messenger RNA from Panonychus citri (citrus red mite), 1439 nucleotides. RefSeq lists its product as uncharacterized. The transcript has 2 exons. The record is from RefSeq and is a predicted model, not a curated record. Gene Ontology annotation, molecular function: protein serine/threonine kinase activity; ATP binding. Gene Ontology annotation, cellular component: preribosome, small subunit precursor; nucleus; cytosol. Gene Ontology annotation, biological process: maturation of SSU-rRNA; protein phosphorylation. Lineage: Eukaryota; Metazoa; Arthropoda; Arachnida; Trombidiformes; Tetranychidae. Bases 95 to 1372 code for a protein of 425 amino acids.